This is a messenger RNA of Populus euphratica (Euphrates poplar), 2033 nucleotides long. RefSeq names its product pentatricopeptide repeat-containing protein At3g22670, mitochondrial-like. Gene Ontology annotation, cellular component: chloroplast. Bases 64 to 1770 code for a protein of 568 amino acids. Gene Ontology annotation, biological process: chloroplast-nucleus signaling pathway; mitochondria-nucleus signaling pathway. The transcript has a single exon. The record is from RefSeq and is a predicted model, not a curated record. Gene Ontology annotation, molecular function: protein binding. NCBI's taxonomy places the organism in Eukaryota, Viridiplantae, Streptophyta, Magnoliopsida, Malpighiales, Salicaceae.
GGGAUUUUAAGAUCGAGAUUGGGCCUAAUAUAUACACAACCCAUCAGGUUGGCCCAAUAAGUCAUGCUCCAUUCUUCCUUCUCUUCAAAGAGCGUCCGGCAUGUUCUUACAUUCUGCAUCCAGAUUUCAGAGGGAAAAAAAAUGCAGCCAAAACUCAAAAUACUCAAGCUCUUUAAAAAAUCCCUUGCUCCAGUGCCUUAUCAAAUCAAUCGCUUGUUAGCCAAGCACCUAUCAACCAUUACCCAGUUUCCCCUCACCCACGACUCACCCUUCUCGCCUGAGUCUCCCAGCGGACUUACUAGGGACCCAAAACUCUCUGAUCCAGAAAAUGGAAAUUUUUUUAUUUCUCCACUUGCCAAUUGGGUCGAUAAUCCGACCCUUGAAAACUUCAAAAGCAUAGCAGCUGAGAGUGGCACUGGCGGGGACAUUGAUAAAGUAAAAGGAAUCCUUAAAAGACACUUCCCAUCCGAGGAUGCUGUUGUAAAGGCGUUGGAUGAGAGUGGAAUAAAUGCAACAAAUGAUUUGGUUUCGCAGCUUUUGGAGAGGUUUAGCAAUCAAUGGAUCACGGCUCUUGGUGUUUUCAUUUGGGCAAAGAAUCAAACAGGCUAUGUGCAUACACCUCGGUUAUAUGAUCUCGUGGUCGAUAUAUUAGGGAAGUGCAAGAAGUUUGGUAUUAUGUGGAAAGUAGUCAAUGAAAUGAAUGAGUUAAACGGGCAUGUUUCACUUUCCACGAUGAGCAUUGUAGUGAGGCGGCUGGCUAGUUCUGGUAUGUACAAAGAUGCUAUUGACGUACUUAGAGGGCUGGAGAAAUAUCGUGUGAAGAAAGAUACAGUGGCAUUGAAUAUGGUAAUGCAUGCACUGGCGAAGCAAGGUGGUGCUAAGGAUGCUUAUAGUGUCUUUUUAGAGUUUAAGGAUUCUAUAACCUUGGAUUCUCAUAGUUUCAAUAUUUUGAUACAUGGGUAUUGCGAAGCAAGAAUGUUAGAUGAUGCUAGAAAAACAAUGGAAGAAAUGGAGAAACACGGAUUUCGUCCUGAUGCUUCCUCGUACACUUGUUUUAUUAAAGCAUAUUGUCAGCAGAAGGAUUUUCGAAAUGUUGAAGUUAUAUUGAAUGAGAUGGGAGACAAGGGUUGCGAGCCUGAUGUGAUUGCAUAUUCUAUUUAUAUUCGUGCUCUAGGGAAAGCAAGAAAAAUAAAUGAAGCUUUGGAGGUUUAUGAAAAGAUGAAUAAAAAAAGUUGCAAGCCUGAUGCUAAAUUUUUUAGUACACUCAUCUACGUAUUAGGUCGGUCUGGAAGGCUUAACGAUGCGUGGUACGUGUUUGAGGAUAUGGAAAACCAUGGGGUUAGUCGGGAUUUGUGGACGUAUAAUGCCAUGAUUUAUCAUGCUUGUGCAAAUCGGCAAGGCAACAGUGCUUUAAAGCUGCUUGAGAGGAUGGAGGAGAAUUCUUGCAAGCCAGAUCUUGAGACUUAUCAACCUUUAUUGAAGAUGUGUUGCAAGAUGAAGGACAUGAAGGUGCUCAAGUUUCUGUUGAGUCACAUGCUCAAUAACAAUGUUAGCAUUGAUCUUAGUACAUAUGCUCUUUUGAUUCGUGAACUCGCUGGGAGCGGGAAACUUGAACAUGCUUGCUUCUUCUUUCAAGAUGCGGUGUUGAAUGGAAUUGUUCCCAAGGAAAGGACAUACGAGAUUUUACUGAAAGAACUCGGGCAAAAUAAUAUGGUUGAAAUGAAGAGGAAGAUCGAAAAGUUGAUGUUACAGGCGAAAGAGCAGAUAUGAUAUUGACUCUACUUGCCUUCUAACUUGUUAAGAUUCUUGAUUAGAGAAAAGAUUGAGAUAUUGGCGUUGCUAGUGUUCAAGGAUGAAACGUCUUGUUGUUCUUCUGUCAAUUUCUUAGUACCUAACUGUUGUUCUUGGCACCGUUCUUGUUCUAUGAUGCAUUCCCAGUUCCUCUUCCACCUGUCUUGUCAACUUCUGUUACUAAACUAAGAUGAAGAAUGUGAUCAAUUGGUAAAGAAUGCACCAUUGACCAAACUGGAUGA